ACCAUGAAAGCACUGGUGACGAGUGGAGACGGAGGAUUCGAAAUCAAUGAUAUUGCCAUACCGGUCCCAGAUCCCGAUGAGGUUUUGGUCAAGGUGCAUUCUGUGACGCAGAACCCUACUGAUUGGAAAAGCGCCAUUGUCAAUCGACAACGUGGCAAUGUGGUCGGUUGCGAUUUUUCAGGGACUAUCGUCGUCCUUGGCCAAAACGUGUCCCAUGAUGUGAGGAAGGUUGGAGAGAGAGUUGCUGGGGUUGUACAUGGAGGUAUAGGUCCCAAUGGUGCUUUCGCCGAGUACGUGGUCGUCCCAGCGGACCUCGUCAUCGUCAUACCAGACACCAUGUCGUUCGAAAAUGCUGCUCAGCUAGGUGUCGCGUGCUUCACAUCGUGCCAAAGUCUCUAUCAAAGCCUCAAACUCCCAACCCCUCUCGAGCCCACUUCUACUCCCAAAGACGUUCUUAUAUGGUCCGGGACUUCUUCUACAGGGCAAUAUGCUGUGCAGUUUGCCAAACUAGGGGGGCUGCGUGUCAUUACCACGGCUUCGCCGCAGAACUUUGAACUUGUCAAGUCCUUAGGUGCAGACGAAGUGUUCGACUAUGCAGACUCGAAGACACCGAAGAAAAUUGUCGCCGCAAGUGGGGGAAAUUUGAAGCACGCUGUUGACUGCAUUAGCGAAGGGAUGACGCCGAACCAGGUUAGCAUGUCCCUGAGCAGGCAGGGCGGCACGAUUGCUACGCUUCUUCCAUACGAGAGCAAAAAAAAGGGGGUGGACGUACAGUUUGUCGUCUGCUACGCAAUAUUCGGAAAGGCUAUCGAAUACCCUUUCCCGUUUCCUGCCAACGAGGAGUAUAGUCGAAACGCGAGUAUGCAUGCUAAGAUGAUAUCACAGAUUGUUGCGCAACACAAUCUCACGCCAAUACCCAUCAAGUUAUUUCCCCGUGGUUUGGCAAGCGUUGCGGAUGGAAUAGAGUAUAUGAAGUUGGGCAAGGUCCAUGCUGAGAAGAUAACGUAUAGACUUGCUGAUACCCCAGGUGUUGGCACUGCCUGAAAAGGCAAGUCAGCAUUGUCACGGAGAUUGCAGUGGGAGUCAUGAUGUGGCAGAUUCCGUAUAUAUGUACUUUACCACUCUUGGGUGUGGGAGCAAAAUAGUAUUGAUAAUCUCGAUC
Molecule: messenger RNA, 1162 nt
Organism: Serpula lacrymans var. lacrymans S7.9
Lineage: Eukaryota; Fungi; Basidiomycota; Agaricomycetes; Boletales; Serpulaceae
Gene: adh3
Product: alcohol dehydrogenase
Exons: 5
Coding region: 4-1044 (346 amino acids)
Molecular function (GO): oxidoreductase activity, acting on NAD(P)H
Source: RefSeq, a predicted model, not a curated record